AUGCAAGUUCUAUCCUGCCUGAUUGCGAGCAUCAGUCUCGGCGCAGUUGCUUCCGCAUACGACAGCAACUGCGAGGGCUCCUUCAUCCCGAUCAAGAAAGAGCAGUGCAUCGAUGCCUUGAACAACAUUGACACCACCAAGACGUACAAGGAUCAGCAGGAGUUCAGCAGUGGCCAUUGCUACCUGAAGUAUGCUACCAAUGGCAGUGGGGACCAGGACCUUAGUGGCCAGCGUAUCCGUGAUGUUGCGCAGAACAUCCUGGAUAAUUGCAGUGAUGGACAUGGAAGCUAUGGAACUGGGAACUGUGAGAAAUGCCAUGUUACUGUGAACUACCGCUCCUAG
Messenger RNA from Aspergillus ruber CBS 135680, 342 nucleotides. RefSeq lists its product as uncharacterized. The record is from RefSeq and is a predicted model, not a curated record. The coding region runs from base 1 to 342 and encodes 113 amino acids. Lineage: Eukaryota; Fungi; Ascomycota; Eurotiomycetes; Eurotiales; Aspergillaceae. The transcript is spliced from 2 exons.